Messenger RNA from Adineta ricciae, 267 nucleotides. The record is from the annotation of a GenBank genome assembly. NCBI's taxonomy places the organism in Eukaryota, Metazoa, Rotifera, Eurotatoria, Adinetida, Adinetidae.
AUGGCAUUAGAAUUAGGACCACAAGGAAUUCGGGUAUGUGCUAUAUGUCCUGGUCUUAUUGAUACUCCAAUGACGUCAUGGGCAACUCGUGAUGCAGAAAGAAAAUCUAAAGUCGAAAAACAAAUCCCAAUGAGACGCAUUGGUCACCCAAAUGAAAUCGCUUCUAUGGUUGCUUUUCUUUGCUCGGAUGAUGCUUCAUAUUGUACGGGACAAACUUAUAUUGUUGAUGGCGGUUGGUUAUUGACCAAUCCAAAUCUGUUUGUUUAA